AGGAAAGAGACCGGGCACGCGGCCGGGCCCCCAGGAACACCAGCGCGGGAUCCCACCGCCACCCGCACGCGAGGGCGGUCCCGCGACGCCCGGGGCGCCGGCCGGCCCCGGCCAUCCCCGGAGCGUGGCCCACGACCCGGCCCCGCCGCCAGGGCCGGCGAGCCGUCCACCCGUCUUCCGCCAUCCAUCCGCGACAGGUCCGUCUUCCGUCUGAGUCUGAACCCCGAGGCGCGACACCCCGGGCACAACGCUCUCGAGCGAGGCGGCCCGGACCGUGACCGCACGCCGCCACCAGCUGCGGCUCAGGGGGCGGGGGCGGGCGCGACGGGCUCCCCCUCACCACCAGCCGCGGGGCCGGAGAAGCCGAGGCCGACCGGGCGUCGCGCCCCGACCCGGCCCCCCUUCCCCCAGGGCUCACACCACGGGGGGGCCGGCCGCACGCACACGGCCCCCCACCUGCCGGACGCCCGGCGGGGCCCAGCGGGACCCUCCCCCGACUCGGAGGGGGGAGGCGCGGGCCGCGGUAGGCAACGAGCGGCACACGGCCCCACCGCGGGGCCGGCGCACCCAACUCCCUCCCCUCCCACGGAGGGCGGGGGAGUUCUGCUCUGCCCACGUGCUCUGGCAGUCGCCACGGUGGCCACUGCGCACUCGGGAGGGGCAGCGGCUGGGGGGUCCGGUACCCCAAGGCUCCCUCUCGGAUCGCUAGAGAAGGCGUUCUCACCGAGGGCGCGCCGUCCCUCACCCGGACCGUGUCGCCUUCGGGCCCACGGAGGCGCUCCCACCAGCCACCAGUCCUCAGCUGGGCGGGAGGGGUCUGCGGUACAGGGAAGCGGACCACCGCGCAGGAGCGUGUGCGCGGUCAGGGCCAGAGCAGAGCCCGCGUCCCGCCCCCUGCGAGGCCUCAUCCGCCAAGGAAGGCCUCCACGACGAGGGGAACAGGCACGCCUCUCCCUACCGCCUCGACCCCCCGUCCCCCGAAGAGAGCCACUCAACGGGACACACACGCCACCGUGGCGCGGACCCGAGGGGGACACCGGGUUAAGGGAAACGACACCACCACUCGGCCUCAGGCACCUGAGGGACGACCUGGAGCGCUCCAGGGGCACCACCGAGGGUCACGCGAGGCACGCUCACACACCCGCGUGGGGUGCGCAGCGUGGCGGCGGCGGCACAGCCCUCCCCGCCACAGGGAGGGCCGCUCGCCGGGCACACGCCGAGAAGGCGAAGCGAGAGCAAUCUGCGGUGUCAGAAGACCAACGGCCCCCACUGACGCCCCGAGGGGUACCGGUCCGUCCGAGUCUCCGAACGGGGAUUUGGCUUCGAUGUGCCAAAGGAAAACAGAAGACAGAACCGUCAGCGAGGCGCUUCCCACGAGACGAGCGGGCCCCGACCAGGGACCGCGCCCGGGGCCCAGACCGUCCCAGACGGGGCAUCCAGGACGGCCCGAGCCGGUCCCCACCUCCCGACUGGGAUUCAGAGAGUCGGAGAGGGGACUUUGACAGAGAAAAAGCACGUGUGCCGGGAGACGCCUCGGGCGACCGGACCCCACGGGGGGGACCGCACACGCGCCUCCCCCGGUCAACCCUCGGGUCCCCGCCUCCGGAGUGCGACGCGGAAAACACCCCGGGCAGAAGGGACCCGAGGGCCCGGACCCAGGCGCGCCCUCCGGCGACCUCCAAGCCACCGUCUGGGCCGGUCCCCACCUCCGGAGCGGGGCCGAGGGCGAAGCACACGCUCCUGAGGGCGGCCCAGGAGGAGUCCGGACCGCCGAGCCCGAGUCCAGGCGCUCCGGGCAGGGAAGACCCUCUCCCCGCCCACCGCGGCGGCCCGGCCCAGGCAGGGUCCGGGCGGUCCGUCUCCGCGGCCGCAGGGGCACGGGGGCACGGGGAGAUGCUGGUCGACCCGGUCAGGCCGCCCCGCAAGCCGGCUCCGGUGCGCCGCGACGGUCACCCUCCUCGGAAACCUAGAGAACCAAUCUCCGGCGACAGCGGGACUGUCCCCAGGCCUCGGCGCCACCGGGACUGUCGCCGCCAGCGUCGCCGGUGUCUGAGAGCUCUGCCUCGGGCCCAGAGGCUGAGUCACAAUCCUCCUGAAAGGCCUCGCCGAAGCUCCAGAGGGGAGGGACAAUAUCCAAGCGGCCGCCAGGUGGCUCCCGACAAGCGACUCGAACGUCCCGAGGACGUGUCGCUGUCGCCGGCCGCCGGGGACGCCACCGCGCCGGCCGCCCAGACGCCCGAGCUCGGCCCGGAGCCUCCGCCGCCGAGCGACGCGACGCGACGCGACCCCGGCCGCAGAGGAAGGGAGAGACGCUGGGAAGGGUCUCCUCAGGAGGCUGCCACGGAGGAGACUCACUCCCCCACGCGAUUCCGGGGUGCUGGGGGGGACAUUCCACGGAGACGCCGGCGGGCGGUGGGGGCUCGGCGGAGAGAGGGGCACCAGCGGCAUCGCAGACUCCCCCGGAAAGCCGUGAGUCGCGGGCACGCCAUGACCCCGGAUGUCAUCUGCCGUGACGCCCAGUGGUGA
Molecule: messenger RNA, 2526 nt
Organism: Budorcas taxicolor (takin)
Lineage: Eukaryota; Metazoa; Chordata; Mammalia; Artiodactyla; Bovidae
Product: basic proline-rich protein-like
Exons: 4
Source: RefSeq, a predicted model, not a curated record